UGAUCCGGCGGGCGGGGGGGGGGCUCCCCCGCUUCAAAACUGGAUCCCAAGAUGUCGAGGCUGCUUUGCUUUCCCGCAGUGAAAGGGCUCCAAGGGCUCCACUCUGUCUCUGGGCAUUUCAGCACCUGCAGGAGGAGGGAGGCGCGAGGCGGCGCGAGCGGUCCCCUCCCGGCAGGGCAAGGGAAGCGAUGUGCUUAGUUCGGGCAGAACCCUCGCCGGGAGAGGGCGCGGCUAGCGCCAACCUGACCCCCGCUACAUUUUCUCUGGCCCCUCUAAAUGGUUUCGCAUACAAUGUUUAAAAAUAUCUUAAGUGGUUGCCCCACUACUUUAUUUUUGCGUGCCCUUCAAAUUUGUAGGCUGGCUACUACUGGCCUGUUUUAGGGCACCACUGGGGAGGGAGGUCCCACCUUCGAAUUGCAGCCCAGUCCUGGGAAGAAAUCCAAGGGCAGAAAUGCAGAAUCCCUGCACUGUAGAAGUGCACUUUCUGUGCAAAAAUCCUACCCAGCCCAGGACUCCUAAAACCAUAUCUGGAGAGUAGGCUCAUAAGAACAUAGGAAGCUGCCACAUACUGAGUCAGACCCUUGGUCUAUCUAGUUCAGUAUUGUCUACCCAGACUGGCAGUGGCUUCUCCAAGGUUGCAGGCAGGAUUCUCUCCCAGCCCUGAUCAAGGUCCCUGUCCUGAGGGGCUUACAAUCUAGAAAGUCCAGCACAAGAGUUAUAUUACUUAUAGAUAUACUGGAAACUGUUGGGUGGGAGGUCACCGUCUUUUAUAGCGACCUGAGCAAAGCCGAAGGACUGGGUCAGAAGUGAUGCGCUGCCCUGCUAACUGAGCAGAGAGGCUCCUUUUAAAAGCAGUGGUUCUUUGUACUGCGCAGGUGGGAGGGCCACUGACCCUAUCCAUCCCUAGCACAACAACCCUCCCGUUGCUGUUGCUGGUAUCUGCCUGUAUAAUAAGGCAGCUUCCUAUGUCCCUCUGUAAUAAAAGUUGCUAAAGGUUCCGCCUGCUCCCUCGCCACAACAUGUAGCUGCUCUUGGCUGGUCCUGCUGCUGCGAACCAGUUUGGAGCCGGAGCAGGAAGCGGUUCCAACGGCAGAGGGAGAAGGAGGGCUCGCCUGGCAGGCGCCCCGCCCCUCUUGGGCCUCUCCUGCCCUGUGUCCGUCGCCCUUGCUCGUUCCGCCGGGCGCGCCUCCCUCGCAGAAAGGUUCCGGCCCAGUCAUGGCCGCCUCCGCAGCGCCUGGGGAGCCGCCGCCGCCGCCGCCGCCGGGGAAACCGCUGCAGAGCGCCAUGAAGCUGGCCAAGGGCGCCCUCGAGCUAGACGCCGGAGACCGGCCGCGGGAAGCUUAUGUGGAAUACCUGAAGAGCAUCAACUACAUUUCCCAGGCUCUGCUGGAGGAGGCGGUGGCGGCAGCAUCCGCGGCAUCAGCAGCGAAAGCAGAUGGAAGCGAUGUGAUGCCUGACACCCCCAAGAUGCUGAAGGUGGCAGAACAGUGCCUGGAAAGAGCCAAGAGCAGCAUUGCUAAAAUGGGAAAAGCCAAGGCAAAACCGGUGGCAGAGAAGGCCUUGGGCCCCGCUCCCGUCACCCGACACCGCAGGGUCUUCUCGGACGAAGGUGGGAAGCUGUCGCCUUUCCUGCCCCCCGAGAUGUUCCAAAAGCUGCAGAUCUCGGAGGUGCAGAGUUCGAAGAAGGAGCUCACCCCACUGGAGGAGGCGUCGCUGCAGAACCAGAAGCUGAAGGCGGCCUAUGAGGCCCGAAUGGCCCGUCUCAACCCCAACCAGGCCAUGCAAAAGACGUCUCUGACGCUUUCCCUGCAGCGCCAGAUGAUGGAGAACUUGGUCAUCGCCAAAGCGCGGGAGGAGACGCUCCAGAGGAAGAUGGAGGAACGCCGGCUGCGGCUGCAGGAAGCGGCCAACAGGAGGUUCUCCAGCAACGCGGUGCUGACCACGGAAGAGCAGGAGCAGCGGGCGAUCUAUGCCGCCAUCCUGGAGUACGAACAGGAUCACGAGUGGCCGAGGCUGUGGAAGGCCCAGCUGAAGAGGAGCCCCGACGACCUCUCGCUGGUGCCCAAGCUGGUCUCCCACCUCCUCAGCUUUGCCGACCACCCCAUCUGCCAGCUGCUGCAGAAGCUCCAGUGCACGGUCUACGGCCGCGUCUACCCGCUGGUGAGCCGGAGGGCGGCCGACGGUCGGGCCCCCCCCGGCAAGGUCUCCCGCGGCUUGUCUCUCUCCUCUUCGCUGGACGCGGAGGCCUUUCUGGGCCCGGCCCCCGAGGGACGGAGGCUGCGGUCGUCCCAGAGCUUGCACUCCAUGUUCUCCGUCCAGGAGAACAACCAGCUGAACCUCCAGCACAGCCUCUCCAGCACCCCGCUCAUCGAGGACCAGGGCCUGGGCCCCCCCGGCACGGGGCGGAGGGCCCCCCCUUCGGAAGAGCCCACCCCCCCGCUGGCCGACAGGGAGAGCUCCUUCGAGGACCUCGAGCGCUUCUUGGCGGCCUCCGACGGGUGGCCCUUGGGGGCCCCGCGAGAGCCCCAGGGCCCCGCCGGGAAGCCGCCCACCUCCCAGCAGGAGCACCUCAAGGCCGUGGUGAAGGACAUUCACAACUCCAUCGACAGGCUGCUCUCCCUGACUCUUUUGGCCUUUGAGGGCCUCAACACGGCCGCCUCCAAGGACCAGUGCGUGGCCCGCCUCGAAGAAGCCUUCUUUGCCCCUCUCUGGGCCCCCCUGUUGGCCGUGUACAGGAACGUCUACAAGACCCGGGAAGCAGCCCUGUCCAGGAGCAUGGAGCUCUACCGGAACCUGCCUCCCUCGGAAAUGGGCAUCUCUCCCAAGCUGCUGCCCCAGGGGAGCCUGCCCAGGGGGAUCGGCUCCUACCCGUACUGCACCGCCGUGCAGGAGCUGAUGCUGCUCCCCCUGGGAAGCUGCCCCCAGAAGAAGCUGGAGUGCAUUGUGCGGGCGCUGCGCGUCAUCUGUGAGUGUGCAGAGGACUACUGUGGGGGCCGAGAGGGCAGGCCCCAGCCGGCGGCAGCGGCCAUCGGUGCUGACGACCUCCUUCCCAUCCUGUCCUACGUGGUGCUCAAGAGCAACUUGCCCCAGCUGCUGCCGGAGUGUGCUGCGCUGGAGGAGUUCAUCCACGAGGGGUACCUGAUUGGCGAGGAGGGCUACUGCCUCACGUCCCUGCAGAGCGCCCUCUCCUACGUGGAGUCCCUGCACAAGCCGGCCCUGGCGAAGUAGCCGGCUUGCCGAAGCCAUGCGGCCUUCCUCCCCGUCCCGUGCAGAGGGGGCCGCUCCUGCUCCUGGGUGAGGGGGCGCCGCUGAGAAGACCUCGCGCCUCCUUUCCCGCCGCCGCUGUCCGCAGCCCACUCGCGCAGCCUUAGUGUGAACACUCGGCGGUGUCCCUGCCUCUGCCUGCCGUGUAGUGGUGGGGCUGGGCUCUCCUGCGAGGGGGUCCUCCUUUCUCUUUGCUACGGCAUCCUUGCUUGCAGCAGCGACCCUCGAGGGAGUGUGGCGGGGAGGGGGGCGGCUGCUGCUGCGACGACUCCCCCCGCCGUCAAGCCCCUUCCCUAAGGAGGGUCUGUUGCCUCCUCCCCUCUUGCUGCCCCGUCCAAGGACCGCCACUCCGCCUGCCCUGUGCCGCUGCCCUCUGGGGGCACAUCGAGCAGGAGCAGCUCCGGGCUUGGCACUGGGCCCCCGGCCCCCACCUGCAUGCCCCCUGCUGCGUAGCUGCUUCUGCUCGCUGGGUGGUGGUGAAACUGCCCCCUGGGAGCCGGGUCUGGGGUUAGAGCCAGAGGGAGCAACGCUGCCCUCGCCUCGCCCAGAGGACGUAACUGUGAAUUGGACACCAUCCGUGUCUGCAGAGCUAGGCGGGGAGGACGGGCCUGGCCACUGGUCCCCCCCCCCAAAAAAACCAACCACAUGAGGUUAGUGUAGGUUUUAGAGACUGCUUGCAGAAACCAAGAACACUCCCUGAACGAGGGUGAAUGCAUCUGUGAGGGGGUCUGUGUGUGUGUGUGUCUGUCCCUAGCCAGAAUGUUGCACGGUAUCUUGAAGAGGAGCUUGGAGCCACAGGCCAGAGGAGCAAGUUGCUGACCCAGAUGGCCACAGUUCUUCCCUGGGCGGCCUUUCAUAGGAGAGCCUUGGAAGGGAAUCUCUGAGGCCGGAGUGGCUGCUCCAAGCCCCGUGCUGGAGGAGGUUUUGCAGAGGCUGGGAGGGGGCUCCUCCUCUGGAGCAGCUGGCCCUGCUGAGGGGAGCCCACGCGGGGAGGGGUCUGACGCUUCCCGUGCUUGUGCUGGGAAGUCCUGGCUCAGUUGGCAUGAGGAGCAAGGAGUAGGGACCCGGUUGCUUCUGUGAGUGCUCAGUGUUGCCUGCUCACGCCGUGGGCUGCCCCUCCCAGUCCCUCACCAGAGACUACCUGUCACGGGGUUCCUCUCCCUCCCAGCUGUUCAGCUUGGCUCUUGCAGGGGGAGGCUGUAAUAAACACGUUGUCUGCUGCCUGCCCAGGAA
Messenger RNA from Hemicordylus capensis (graceful crag lizard), 4497 nucleotides. RefSeq names its product VPS9 domain containing 1 (gene VPS9D1). Gene Ontology annotation, biological process: vesicle-mediated transport. The record is from RefSeq and is a predicted model, not a curated record. Bases 1216 to 3228 code for a protein of 670 amino acids. The transcript has 15 exons. Gene Ontology annotation, cellular component: cytosol; endocytic vesicle. Gene Ontology annotation, molecular function: guanyl-nucleotide exchange factor activity; small GTPase binding. NCBI's taxonomy places the organism in Eukaryota, Metazoa, Chordata, Lepidosauria, Squamata, Cordylidae.